AUGAAGAAUUUGAAUGAGCGAAAACGUCAUUGGCAAUCUCAAAAUCCCAACUAUGUUCCUCCAAAGAAAGAAUCAAGUGGUAAAGGAAAGGAAAAACUGAAAGGACAAGAAAAUUUAAUCCCAAAUGCUUAUUAUUCCAAAUCUCAGAACCGAAAGUCAAGUAUCGGUCCCCAAACCGGCUCUCUGAACCGAAAGUCAAGUUUCAGUCCCCAAACCGGCUCUCAGAACCGAAAGUCAAUCUUCGGUCCCAAGUCCAGUUUCGGUCCUUCCAGUAUAUCAAAUUUAGUAAAGGAUGUCAAAGGAAAGGGAAAGCUCAAUUCUGAGAUUCAUAAUAAGAAAAAGUCAGCUAACCCUAAGAUUCAAAAGAAAACACCAAAACCAUUUAACAACACACCAACUAAUACACCAAAGAUUAAACAAGAUAAAAUUAAAAUCAAGGUGAUACGUGACGAGCAGUUUGAUGAUGAAUGGUAUAUAGAUAGUGGAUGGUCGCUUCACAUGACAGGAAGGAAAGAAGAGCAGAGGGAGUUUGGGUCCCUAAAGGAUGGUGGAUCUAUGAAGUAUGGCAAUAACUCGUAUGGAACAAUCAAAGGAUAUGGGAUGAGAACCAACGGAGACUUCUCAAUUCGGAAAGUUGCGUAUGUGGAAGGAUUGCAGCAUAAUCUCAUCAAUGCAUCACAACUAGUUGUGGGCACAUGUUUGAAGAAAUUAGAUGAUACUCCCAAGUUGAAGAUGUUUAUCAAGCAAGUUGAAGUGCAGCUGAGAAAGACAGUGAGGAUUAUCAGAAGCGACAAUGGGCUGGAAUUCAAAAAUAAAGAAUUUGAGGACUUUCUAGAUGUCUAG
Molecule: messenger RNA, 843 nt
Organism: Lactuca sativa (garden lettuce)
Lineage: Eukaryota; Viridiplantae; Streptophyta; Magnoliopsida; Asterales; Asteraceae
Source: RefSeq, a predicted model, not a curated record